This is a messenger RNA of Ixodes scapularis (black-legged tick), 1279 nucleotides long. RefSeq names its product cholecystokinin receptor. Gene Ontology annotation, cellular component: membrane. The coding region runs from base 1 to 1098 and encodes 365 amino acids. Gene Ontology annotation, biological process: neuropeptide signaling pathway. Gene Ontology annotation, molecular function: neuropeptide receptor activity; gastrin receptor activity. NCBI's taxonomy places the organism in Eukaryota, Metazoa, Arthropoda, Arachnida, Ixodida, Ixodidae. The record is from RefSeq and is a predicted model, not a curated record. The transcript is spliced from 5 exons.
AUGGUACCGGCGUACUCCUGGUGGCGGUCGGACCAGGCGGUUCUGGUGGCCCCGUACACGGUCAUCCUGCUGCUGGCCGUACUCGGAAACGGCCUGGUCAUCGUCACGCUGGCCGUCAACAAGCGCAUGCGCACUGUGACCAACCUGUUCCUGCUCAACCUGGCCGUUAGUGACCUGCUCCUCGGCGUCUUCUGCAUGCCCUUCACCCUGGCCGGAGUCCUGCUCAGGGAGUUCGUGUUCGGGGAGCUCAUGUGCCGGCUCAUACCGUACCUCCAGGCCGUGUCCGUCUGCGUGUCCGCCUGGACCCUGAUGGCCAUGUCCGUGGAGCGGUACUUCGCCAUCUGCUACCCACUCCGGUCCCGGACCUGGCAGACCCUCCGCCACGCCCAGCGGACCAUCGGCGCCGUCUGGGUGGCCUCGCUUCUGCUUAUGCUGCCCAUCGCCCUGCUCAGCCAGCUGCAGCCUGUCAAGGACUCGGGGAAGAUGAAGUGCCGCGAGGACUGGCGCGAGCCGCUGUACGAGCGACUCUUCACGCUCUUCUUGGACGCUCUGCUCCUGGUGCUUCCCCUGCUCGGCAUGACGGCCACCUACUCCAGGAUCGCGGCCACGCUGCGCUCGGCCAUGCAUCACGCCCCCUCCGACGUCGCCUGGCACAACGGUUCUGCAUUCAGCGCAGUUCAUCCUGCCGAUCAGCAACCAGCUUCAAGGCUGAGCCAUCAGCCAAGCACCAUCCGCUGGCAUCAACGCGACCAGGACAGGUCUCUCGCCACAAAACAGCGGAUCAUCCGAAUGCUGUUCGCAGUCGUGGUGGAAUUCUUCGUGUGCUGGACUCCACUUUACGUGCUCAACACCGUGUCUCUGUUCCAACCAGAAGCGGUCUACUAUGGACUUGGAUACCGGGGCAUCUCCUUCCUGCAACUCCUGGCAUACGCCUCCUCGUGCUGCAACCCCAUCACCUACUGCUUCAUGAACAGGACGUUUCGGGUCAGCUUCCUGGGCUUGUGCCGCCACUGUUGCCGGACUAAGGGUAAACUCGGCACAAGCCGGCACUCCACGAAGCAAUCGUUUGUGUACGUGGUAGGACAGGAGGCACAGUGAGCUCCUGCUACGAGUGUACCAUACAGCGAGGAGAAAGGCUGGGCGCCUUUCAGAUGGCCGGUCUCCAGCACGUGCUCCCUGACCAGUGCCUUCCACCGUGCUUUGGCUAGGAUAUCGUUUCGUCGAAAUUCAUUUCCUGUAAUUACGAUCUUGUGGACUUUUCAUGGACGCACGUUUCAUG